Molecule: messenger RNA, 1414 nt
Organism: Rattus norvegicus (Norway rat)
Lineage: Eukaryota; Metazoa; Chordata; Mammalia; Rodentia; Muridae
Source: RefSeq, a predicted model, not a curated record
AUGAAUGUGAUAUCUGAGAAAGCAGUGACAUAUGAGGACAUUCAUGUGAACUUUACUCGGGAAGAAUGGGCUUUGCUGGAUCCUUCCCAGAAGAGUCUCUACAGAGAUGUGAUGCUGGAGACCUACGGGAACCUCACUGCUGUAGGCUAUUACUGGAAAGACCACAGUAUUGAAGAAAAUUGUCAAAAUUCUAGAAGACAUGGAAGCCAUCUUCAGUGGAAUGAAAGAAUUCACACUGGAGAGAAAACCUAUGAAGGUGUACAAUACAAAGAAGGGUUUGCAAGUCACAAUGAUCUUCAUACACAUAAAAUCACACUUACUGAAGACUUUGUUCACUACAGCCAUCUGAGAUGCCAUAGCAAAAGUCAUACUGGAGAGAAACCCUAUGCAUGUAACCAAAGUGACAAAGCCCUUGCUCAAUACGACCAUCUUCAAAACCAUACAAAAACACAUACAGGAAAGAAGCCCUAUGAAUGCAACCAAUGUGGUAAAGCCUUUUCAUGGCAAAUCUCUCUGCAAAACCAUGAAAAAACACAUACUGAAGAGAAGCCCUAUGAAUGUAACCAAUGUGGUAAAGUCUUUUCAUGGCACAGGUCUCUGCAAGCCCAUAAAAAAACACAUACUGGAGAGAAGCCCUAUGAAUGUAACCAAUGUGGUAAAGCCUUUUCAUGGCACAGGUCUCUGCAAGCCCAUAAAAAAACACAUACUGGAGAGAAGCCCUAUGAAUGUAACCAAUGUGGUAAAGUCUUUACAUGGCACAACUCUCUGCAAGUCCAUAAAAGAACACAUACUGGAGAGAAGCCCUAUACAUGUACCCAAUGUGGCAAAGCCUUUGCUGAAUAUGGGUAUCUUCAAAGACAUAAAAGAAUACAUACUGGAGAGAAGCCCUAUGAAUGUAACCAAUGCGGUAAAGUCUUUUUAUGGCUCAGGUAUCUGCAAGACCAUAAAAGAGUACAUACUGGAGAGAAGCCCUAUGAAUGUAACCAAUGUGGCAAAGCCUUUGCCCUUUACAGUGAUUUUCAUCUCCAUACAAGAACUCAUACUGGAGAGAAGCCCUAUGAAUGUAACCACUGUGGUAAAGUCUUUUCUUAUUACAGAAAUCUUCUAAUCCAUCAAAGAACACAUACUGGAGAGAAGCCCUAUGAGUGUAACGAAUGUGGUAAAGCCUUUGCUUGUCAGAGCAAUCUUCGAAGCCAUAUAAGGACUCAUACUGGAGAGAAGCCCUAUGAAUGUAACCAAUGUGGUAAAGUCUUUUCAUGGAAAAACGCUCUUCAAAGCCAUCAAAGAACACAUACUAAAGAGAAGCCCUGAGUGUAACCAAUGUGGUAAAACCUUUGCUUAUCUCAGUGAUCUUCAAAGCCAUACAAGAACACAUACUAAAGGGAAGCCCUAUGCAUGUAACCAAUGAUGUAAA